Cinara cedri is the source of this 473-nucleotide messenger RNA. Lineage: Eukaryota; Metazoa; Arthropoda; Insecta; Hemiptera; Aphididae. The record is from the annotation of a GenBank genome assembly.
GAAAAUUGCCGAAAAUAAAUUAUUUAAGAAUAAUUGAAAGUGGCAUUGAUUUCAUUUCAAAACGUUUCAAGUUGUUGACGAUAUCGUCAAUGGUUUCGGACUAUCUUGAAAAUUAUAUUAAACGCGAAACAGAUUGUUUGCCUAAUGACAAUUUAGACUUGCCGUGUACAAUAGAGUCUGUUAUUGAGAGUGUAACCCAUUUUCAUAACAACCUGUUAGAAUUGAUUGACGGGUUUUCAAAAAUUAUGACCUUGUGGAAAUCAGAAAAGUAUGAAGAUUUAGUAAAUGCUACGUUAGUUAGUGUUUCCGUUCUAUCCGACGAGCAGUAUAGAAUGGAGACUACAUCGUCCGAUGCAAAUGACGGAAAAUUGCCGAAAAAAGUCCGUUUGAGAAAGAUUGAAAGUAACGUUGAUCGUAUGUCUAAACGUUUCAAGUUCUUAACAAUACCGCCACGUGAUGUGAUAGAUUUUUAA